AUGCGCAACGACAAGCUCAGCGUCAGCGCCCAGCAGAAUGCCCAGCACAAGGCCAUCCUCUCGGCCCUCCUCAAACAGGAGGACAACAGGCGCUGUGCAGACUGCGGGUCGCGGGGUCCCACCUGGGCCAGCGUGAACUUGGGCGUCUUUGUCUGCCUCAACUGCUCAGGCGUGCACCGCAGCCUGGGCGUGCACGUGUCCAAAGUCCGCAGCUGCAACCUGGACACAUGGCUGCCGGAGCAGGUGGCAUUUGUGUCGGCCAUGGGCAACGCACGGGCCGCCGUAUACUGGGAGGCCAACCUGCCGCCCGACUUCCGGCGCCCGCCGGAGAACGACAUGUCGCUGCUGCGCACCUUCAUCACGGACAAGUGA
Chlorella variabilis is the source of this 372-nucleotide messenger RNA. RefSeq lists its product as hypothetical. Bases 1 to 372 code for a protein of 123 amino acids. NCBI's taxonomy places the organism in Eukaryota, Viridiplantae, Chlorophyta, Trebouxiophyceae, Chlorellales, Chlorellaceae. The transcript has 3 exons. Gene Ontology annotation, molecular function: GTPase activator activity. The record is from RefSeq and is a predicted model, not a curated record.